Dermatophagoides pteronyssinus (European house dust mite) is the source of this 544-nucleotide messenger RNA. RefSeq lists its product as uncharacterized. The record is from RefSeq and is a predicted model, not a curated record. Lineage: Eukaryota; Metazoa; Arthropoda; Arachnida; Sarcoptiformes; Pyroglyphidae.
UUCGCCAUCUCCCUCCGAUAUAAUAAUGAAUGGAAUGUGCAAAAAAUCAAAAACAAACCAAAUUUAAAUUGAAUUUUGAUCGAUUGUGAAGGCAAGAAAGAUGGCAAAUCAAUUCGGUAUUGGCUAUCAAAUAAUUCGCGUUUCCUUAUUAAUAUUUUUAGCAUUGAUGGUUGUAUUGAAUGUCGUGGGUCUACUAAAAUCAUUAGAAUUAUCGCAUAUUGUCUGGACAGUUGUGUCGUUUGUGUCGAUAAUAAUCGGUUUGAUUGGAGCGAUAAAAGAACAUUUUCUUUAUUCAUUGAUAUUCACUAUCAUAUCGAUUAUAUUGAGUACAAUCUCAGUUUGGGUCGGCUUGUUCUAUGGAUCGGCCGGAGCAGCUUUAUUAUUGGUUAUUGUUUCAUUAAUCUAUACAUUUAUGCUUUAUGAUUCCGGUCGACGUCAGACCUCAUUCGUAAUAUAAAACAUAUCGACAUUUCUCCACACCAAUCAAACAACAAUCCAAUUAACUUUUUCCAAUCAAAUAACCAAAUGAAAAAUAUUUGUUUUU